Molecule: messenger RNA, 2496 nt
Organism: Eurytemora carolleeae
Lineage: Eukaryota; Metazoa; Arthropoda; Copepoda; Calanoida; Temoridae
Gene: mtDNA-helicase
Product: twinkle protein, mitochondrial
Exons: 9
Coding region: 67-2211 (714 amino acids)
Biological process (GO): mitochondrial DNA replication
Cellular component (GO): mitochondrion
Molecular function (GO): ATP binding; 5'-3' DNA helicase activity; single-stranded DNA binding
Source: RefSeq, a predicted model, not a curated record
AGUAGUGUACAUCCCCUGCACUUUACUACUUUCAAGUUUCAGGUCAUACGUAGCAAUGAUGUUGCGAUGAGAACAUCUCGGCUUCUUGCACAAGUUUCUAAUAAAUUUACAGGAAAUAAGAGUUCUAGUCCAGUAAGAAUGCGGGAACCUGGAAAUCAAAUUCCAACCUAUUCAAACCUGAACCUUGUUACACACAUCUUUUACUCAACAUGUACACUCACUCGUCCAUCAUGUACACGGACUUUUUCAUUAUGUACACGUCCCCCUCAAGGCAGGGAGACACCACGCUCACAUCACUCAAGGACUAGUCUAGUGAACCAGAUAAAUUUAUUAAAUAUUAAAUCCAGUUCUAACCAUCAUAGAAGAUCUUUUACAAAGGAAGCAGAGAUACCCCCUGAGCCAGGUCUGAACUUGUUUUACUUUAAGAAGUUCUUCAGACUCCGUGGGCUGAGCUACCAGGAGUCCCAUGCAUGUCUCCAGGUGCAGGUUCCGAAUAGAAUACUAGAAAACAGCCUGAAGCAAUCCGUUCCACCUGAGGAUAUCUCCACUAGCUUGGUGUUCGUUAAUAAGAAGACCGGAGGAUUCGUUAUUCCUAGGUUUGGAAUAACUGGGACCUGGUUAGAGUUUGAACAUCUCAUCACUACCUGGAUAAAAAAUAGAAACACCAAACGAUCUGAUCUCUCACUUCCCUAUCCUAAACUGCAGAGGAUUAAUCCAACCCUACCUCAAUCCUGUCAGAACCUUCUCCAAAACCUGAACCCUAUUCAGGAUAUUAGUUCGCAACAGUUCAAAGAGUUGUUGAGAAAUCUGAAACUUCUGAGGCGAGAUUUUGAAAUCAAAGAUUUCUCCAAGUUUGAUGCUCGAGUGAACGAAGAUCUUACUGAAAUAUAUUUUCCAAUAAGAUUUACAGAUGGAAAUAUUAUCGGACUUCGUAAAGUCCACCUGGAGGAGAAGGAGGUUGUCGAAACCCAUCUUCCGCACACCCAUCUAAACAGUAUCAUACCUUUCCUACAUGGAGUACCUCAAACUAAGAACUGUAGUUCUUGUAUUCUAGUCAGCUCCGUCCUUGACUCAGUUAUCCUCUCCAGUAGGACGGAUAUACCCGUAAUAGCGCUUCCAGACUCAAGCAACCUGUAUCCUGAUCAUAUUCCCUUCCUUGAUGAGUUCGAGACGAUCUUUAUAUGGUUAAACAAUGAUGUUCAAGGCGUGCAGAACUCAAAACUUUUCGCGCAGAAAAUCGACGAGAAAAAAUGUCGCUUGGUAUCGAGCGAAUACCCAAAUCCAUUUAAUGCCGUCAGACAGAGAGUGUGUGUAGACGAGGCAUUGAGCUCGGCCAAGAGUAUUUAUCACCAGUUCCUUACAAACUUUGAGAACCUAAGGGAUAGUGUAUACCUGGAGUUCAUCCAGUCGGACGAACUGAUGGGAACAAAGUGGAAAAGAUUCGAUCCGUUGAACUCGAUCCUUGGUGGGUUCCGUCGCGGUGAGUUAACCAUAUUCUCUGGUAGGACGGGUUCGGGGAAAACCACGUUUUUAUCCGAGUAUUCUCUUGAUCUUUGCAUGGAGGGAGUGAACACGCUGUGGUGCAGCUUCGAGGUUAAAAACACGAGGCUGUUGAAGAUGAUGCUAAAGCAGUUCAGCUUAAUCAACCUGGAUGAAGAGAUCUCAGAGUUUAACAAGGUCGGAGACAGGUUCAGCAAGCUCCCACUCUUCUUGACAGACUUCCACGGGUCCCAGGAUAUCACGAGGGUAAACGAGGCGAUGUCUCACGCUGUUUACGUACACGACAUCUCCCACGUGAUCGUGGACAACAUGCAGUUCAUGCUCGGGACAGGAGCUGGAUAUGACAGGUUCCAAGCGCAGGACUCAGCCGUUGAGCUUUUUAGACGGUUUGCGACUGCGCACAACUGUCACGUGAGCCUGGUGAUCCACCCCCGGAAGGAGGAUGAGGAGGUGCUCACCACAAACUCUAUAUUCGGCGGGGCUAAAGCUACCCAGGAGGCGGACAACGUUCUUCUGCUUCAGGAGGAACAAAGUCAACAAUCCUUUUUCAAAAAGAAAUCUGUUCAGGUUGUAAAGAACCGGUAUGCCGGUGACCUGGGUAGUAUACCUCUAACCUUCAACAAACCAACAUUAACCUUCUCCAAGAAGGUCGCCGACCAGUUCAAGCGGCAAGCUCGUCUCAAACCAACAACAUUCUUUACACAAUCUUGAAAUCAGCCUUAAUCUCAACAAAAUAGAAACAAAUAUUAAAUCAAGCUUGUGUGUAAACCAGAAAUCAUUUGAAUUGCAUUUUUUACCAUGCAUAUUAGUCCACAGGGUAGCAUUAGCACUCUUCUCCAUAUUAACUAUGAUUUUUUAUACUAUGUGCCAUUCAUGGCUUGUAAGUCAACAUGGCUGUGAGACAAAUCUUACAAUCAAAUGAAACCUUGAUACUUAUUUUCUUACAUAAAAUCGAAAGACUAGUUGUUUAACGGGUAGUAUUUUUUACAUUUCAGA